CUGAUAAGGUUCUAUUAUGGUUUGCCUUGAAUGAAUUUUAACAGUCUUUAACGUCGUAUAUUUCCGUAUCUAGGUAAAUUUAUAGCCUCUUUAACCUCCUGAGGUCUGAAGUCCUAAUACUAGAACAAAAUCACAUUGUUGUAAACGCCCAAUUUUUAAAAUAGCAAUUUGGAGUCAACACCCACUGUACUAAUACUAGAACAAAAUAUUUUCCGUCAUCUGCCGCGUUUGAAUUACGUGCCACGUUGUGUAUUCAAUGUCGUUUAGUUUGUAAAUAUAUUUGGUAUUGUGGCAGUGCACUGCUUUCAAUGGACAGGGAAUUUUUUUUCGUUCUUCUGUCAUUCUAAGUCGAAGCGAUGGCACGUACAACGAUAAAAGAUAGUCAAAUAUUAGAGAUACUACAUCAAUCAGAUUUCGAAGACGACGAGGGAGAUCCUUUUACAGGAGAGGAUACUGGCAAUGAGUUCGUUCCAGAUAAGAAUGAUGCAAGUGAAACCAGUACUAGCUCAGAAUCAGAGUCUAAGAGUCCACCACCAAUUCUGAAAAGUAGUCGAGGACGAGAUCGAUCGCGCAUGCGAGCCCGUAGUCAUGCACAUUACAGCAGAAGAUGUGAGCGCACUCCGCAAUUUACUAGUGCUCGCGGUAGCAGCAGUUCAGAUAAUCAGUUUACAUGGGCUGUAAAGAAUUUCACAAAAAACCUUCCUAUGCUUUCUGAGCCAUCGUACUCGAUACAAGACAGAACAAAUUUUUCAAAAUUAGACUAUUUUACUCAAUACUUUGAUGAUGAGCUAAUAGAUAUGAUCGUAGAUAAAACGAAUCAAACAGCCGUUUAUAAAACAGGAAAGAGUCUGCUAAUAACAAAUGGCGAGUUAAAAGUUUUCAUAGGCUUGUUCUUGAUUAUGGCAUGUAUUGAAUAACCAGUAAUAAGGAUGUACUUAUUGGGAAUUGAAUUAUUUGUUAUAUCAGGUGUUUAAAUUUCCAUUUUCUAUGGGACUUCAGGUUAUAUGUAGCAUCCCAAUGUGAUAAAUAUAGAACAAAAUAUUUUGGAAUCUUUUUUUUCUGUCGGGCAAGCCUAAAUCAAUAUUAAAGUAUUCCUAAAAUAUUACACCUUUAUCUGUUGUGGUUACCAAGAUAUGAACAAUUUUUGGUCUGGGCGUUUAGGACUUAAUUAAUUUGUUCUAAUAUUAGGACACUGGGUCUUCCUUGGAUGUACCCACUUUGAAACCGGGCCGCAGGAGG
Messenger RNA from Galleria mellonella (greater wax moth), 1239 nucleotides. RefSeq lists its product as uncharacterized. The record is from RefSeq and is a predicted model, not a curated record. Lineage: Eukaryota; Metazoa; Arthropoda; Insecta; Lepidoptera; Pyralidae. The transcript is spliced from 2 exons. The coding region runs from base 357 to 917 and encodes 186 amino acids.